UGUCUCUCAGCCUCUCUCUCCCCCUCGCCCUCUCAGCCUGUCGGAGGGUGUGUGGAGCGUUGCCUCUGCCCUCCCCUCUGCUGGUCACUGUUUAACCAGGGCAACAACUGCCUACCCAGCAGUCUCGCAACUGUCACUUACAGGUCACACACAUCUCUGCACCAUGGAGGCUCCGCAAGUGAGACAGAGACGUAUAUCAGAGAACAUGGCGCAGCUGAUGCAGGACCUGGGACCGGCUUUCGUCCAACGGCAGCAGCUGAAUGCCUCAAUGGCCGACACCUUCCUGGAUCACAUGUGUCUGUUGGACAUUGACUCGGAGCCCAUAACGGCCAGAAACACCAGCAUUGUCUGUACCAUCGGUCCAGCCUCGCGCUCUGUGGAAAUGCUGAAGGAGAUGAUAAAGGCUGGGAUGAACAUCGCUCGUCUGAACUUCUCUCACGGGAGCCAUGAGUACCACGCUGGGUCUAUUCACAAUAUUCGGGAAGCCACCGAGAGCUUUGCCUCAAAUCCCAUUCACUACCGGCCUGUGGCUAUCGCUCUGGACACCAAGGGGCCAGAAAUCCGAACUGGGGUCAUCAAGACGGGGGAGAACACAGAGGUGGAGCUGAUGAAAGGCUCAAUUAUGAAAGUGACUAAUGACGAGUCCUUCAAGGAUAAGUGUGACGAGAAGAUCCUGUGGGUGGAUUAUAAGAACAUCUGUAAAGUUGUGAAGGUCGGAGGCAGGAUUUUUGUGGACGAUGGACUGAUUUCUCUGUUGGUUAGAGAGAUUGGCCCUGAUUACUGCAUGGCUGAAGUGGAGAAUGGGGGUAACCUGUGCAGUAAGAAAGGGGUGAAUUUGCCUGGGGCUCCGGUGGACCUUCCUGCAUUAUCGGAGAGAGAUUGCCUGGACUUGAAGUUUGGGAUUGAGCAGGGAGUAGACAUGGUAUUUGCUUCCUUCAUUCGCAAGGCGCAAGAUGUACACGCCAUUCGCAAGGAACUGGGAGAAAAAGGUCGGAAUAUUCGCAUCAUCAGCAAAAUAGAAAAUCAUGAGGGAGUCAAGAGGUUCGAUGAGAUUCUCGAGGCCAGUGAUGGGAUAAUGGUGGCCCGGGGUGAUCUCGGCAUUGAAAUUCCAGCAGAGAAGGUUUUCUUGGCACAGAAAAUGAUGAUUGGACGUUGCAACAGAGCCGGGAAGCCAGUGAUCUGUGCCACGCAGAUGUUGGAGAGUAUGAUCAAGAAGCCUCGUCCGACCCGUGCGGAGAGCAGUGAUGUGGCCAAUGCUGUGCUGGAUGGAGCUGACUGUAUCAUGUUGUCUGGAGAGACUGCCAAGGGCCUGUACCCAGUGGAGUCUGUACACAUGCAGCAUGCGAUUGCCCGGGAGGCUGAGGCAGCGAUCUACAAUCGCCAGCUGUUUGAGGAACUCAGACGAGUGACCCCACUGACCCAGGAUCCCACAGAGGUGACUGCCAUAGGGGCUGUAGAGGCCUCGUUUAAAUGCUGUGCUGGAGCCAUCAUUGUCCUGACCACGUCUGGCCGGUCUGCGCAACUCCUUUCUCGUUACCGCCCUCGUGCUCCCAUCAUUGCAGUGACACGUAGUGCCCAGGUGGGGCGCCAGGCUCAUCUCAACCGCGGGGUCUUCCCUGUCCUGUACCAGGAGGCGCAGCUGGAAGUUUGGGCUGAUGAUGUGGAUCGUAGGGUGCAGUUUGCCAUUUCCAUUGGAAAAGUCCGUGGGUUCCUGAGCAAAGAUGACAUUGUGAUUAUUGUGACUGGCUGGAGGCCUGGGUCUGGCUACACCAAUAUCAUGCAGGUGGUGAGGGUGCCGUAAGCCUGGCAGUACAACACUACUCACACCCUGUACCUGGGGUCCCCUGUACUAGUGGGGGUUUCCCUGUAUGUACCCAGUAUUUUAUCAAUGCAGGUUUCCUUUAUCUGCUUCCCAUUCCAUAUUAAACAUGGGCCAAAGCUUC
Molecule: messenger RNA, 1943 nt
Organism: Xenopus laevis (African clawed frog)
Lineage: Eukaryota; Metazoa; Chordata; Amphibia; Anura; Pipidae
Gene: pklr.L
Product: pyruvate kinase L/R L homeolog
Exons: 11
Coding region: 164-1801 (545 amino acids)
Biological process (GO): glycolytic process
Molecular function (GO): pyruvate kinase activity; magnesium ion binding; potassium ion binding
Source: RefSeq, a predicted model, not a curated record